ACGUGACGAAACGCGACCAUUGAACGCGACGACGAUGUCGACCCCCUCCGAUGCAGUGAAACAACUCCAAGACAAGCUGGAAAUCGCGAAACUACACAUCCUCGAUGCCCGCGCGGAACUGAAGUCCUAUCACUUUGAAAGCCUUGACGACUCGACCUCUGGCGAGGGUGCACUCAGCGAUCCAGCUAUCAUAGCCAGCGACGUCGUUGCACAAACUCUGUUUCUGCGGAAACUCAAGUUUCAGUACUUGGAACAGAACGCGAAAGAUAAGUAUGUCAAGACCAUCGUAUCGGACGACGCUCCGCUCAUAACCGCCGCCUCCAACGAGCAAAUCCGCCUGCGAAAUGAGGAGAAGAAACGAAAGUUGAAGGAAGCAAAAAUGAAACUACUAGAGAAACAGCAAGACGUGCGGACGCUCGCUCCUCUGGUGGAGGAAGACUAUCAAAAAGCACGUUCCCUCACAUCUCUCGGAACGUCACUCUCAGCCAAGAUUCUAGAUGCGAAACUGGCGCUCACUCGACUGCGGCAAGCUCAUCCUCAGCCACGCUUAACCAUUGCCACAGCGACUGCCACGCUCGACGAGCAGGUUACACAAAUGCAAGCUCUGGACGAUGAACUACAAGGUUUGGAGAAGGGGAUAGACGAAUCCAAGGGGAAGAUAAAGGCCGGAAUGCGAGAAGUAGAACGACUAAGGGGGGUGGAGAAAGAACGCAUUGCAGAACUCGAGCUUGUUGGUAAAGAAUGCGGCGAUGAGGACCCGGGACUAGGCAAAUUUUAUGAUUGGCUACAAGUAGGGUUGGCUGCCCAUCGUUCUCUGCUAUCUGUCGAGUCUCCUCGCGCGGAAUCGGAGAACGAGCUGCGUCUAACUUAUCACAUCACCUCGCCCUUUUCAAAAGUUCCACAACAAUUGAUAUUGACACUGCUCUCUGUCCCCAAUACCCGGCAACUGGCAUCUGCUAGCGCACACUUGGAUGGCGUGGAAAUAGACCUGGGAGACAUCAUACAUGCUGCCGUCCAAGCCAAUGACCCUUCAAGUCUUGUGUGGGCUGUCUACGCUUGGGUGAAAGAAAGGGAAUCACAGUCAGUAACUUCGUAGCAUGCGACAUUUUUGCUCACUUGGCAUGCUUGGCGUGUGGGUCCGUGGGUUUACGAGGGUGACCCAUAGCUAGUGGGUAAAUCGCAAAUUCAGCGGGUUGACGUGGGGGGCUUCGCCUGUCGGGUGAAGUGUAUCAGCGGCCACCGAUUUUGACGUGUCCACCGCACGUGGGGAUUCAGGAAUCUCUGGUCGUUGGCCUCUCCACCUCCUGUGUCGAAAAAUAAAAUAUUUAAUUUUGUUUUCAGUUUUUUUAUUGAUUAGCUUAUCAUAUCAUAAUUCCAUUAACG
Molecule: messenger RNA, 1383 nt
Organism: Pisolithus orientalis
Lineage: Eukaryota; Fungi; Basidiomycota; Agaricomycetes; Boletales; Pisolithaceae
Exons: 4
Coding region: 35-1096 (353 amino acids)
Biological process (GO): protein localization to kinetochore; kinetochore assembly; attachment of mitotic spindle microtubules to kinetochore
Cellular component (GO): kinetochore
Source: RefSeq, a predicted model, not a curated record